Molecule: messenger RNA, 2836 nt
Organism: Nomascus leucogenys (northern white-cheeked gibbon)
Lineage: Eukaryota; Metazoa; Chordata; Mammalia; Primates; Hylobatidae
Gene: PSMC2
Product: proteasome 26S subunit, ATPase 2
Biological process (GO): proteasome-mediated ubiquitin-dependent protein catabolic process
Cellular component (GO): proteasome regulatory particle, base subcomplex
Molecular function (GO): ATP hydrolysis activity; ATP binding; proteasome-activating activity
Source: RefSeq, a predicted model, not a curated record
UUCUCACAGGUAAUCAAUCCAAAAACCAGCGUGCCAAAGCGUUUCCCCAGGGCUCUCUCCGGACUCAAGCACUGCGUAAAGGGGUCUGUCUGAGCCCAGUCUACUUCCGGUGGGGAAGGGAAAGGGAAGACACCACCGGAAGCAAGGAAGUUGCUGUGUAAUCAUUAAGGAGCGGAGGCUUUUGGAGCUGCCAAAAUGCCGGAUUACCUCGGUGCCGAUCAGCGGAAGACCAAAGAGGAUGAGAAGGACGACAAGCCCAUCCGAGCUCUGGAUGAGGGGGAUAUUGCCUUGUUGAAAACUUAUGGUCAGAGCACUUACUCUAGGCAGAUCAAGCAAGUUGAAGAUGAUAUUCAGCAACUUCUCAAGAAAAUUAAUGAGCUCACUGGUAUUAAAGAAUCUGACACUGGCCUGGCCCCACCAGCACUCUGGGAUUUGGCUGCAGAUAAGCAGACACUCCAGAGUGAACAGCCUUUACAGGUUGCCAGGUGUACAAAGAUAAUCAAUGCUGAUUCGGAGGACCCAAAAUACAUUAUCAACGUAAAGCAGUUUGCCAAGUUUGUGGUGGACCUUAGUGAUCAGGUGGCACCUACUGACAUUGAAGAAGGGAUGAGAGUGGGUGUGGAUAGAAAUAAAUAUCAAAUUCACAUUCCAUUGCCUCCUAAGAUUGACCCAACGGUUACCAUGAUGCAGGUGGAAGAGAAACCUGAUGUCACAUACAGUGAUGUUGGUGGCUGUAAGGAACAGAUUGAGAAACUGCGAGAAGUAGUUGAAACCCCAUUACUUCAUCCAGAGAGGUUUGUGAACCUUGGCAUUGAGCCUCCCAAGGGCGUGCUGCUCUUUGGUCCACCCGGUACAGGCAAGACACUCUGUGCACGGGCAGUGGCUAAUCGGACUGAUGCGUGCUUCAUUCGAGUUAUUGGAUCUGAGCUUGUACAGAAAUACGUCGGUGAGGGGGCUCGAAUGGUUCGUGAACUCUUUGAAAUGGCCAGAACAAAAAAAGCCUGCCUUAUCUUCUUUGAUGAAAUUGAUGCUAUUGGAGGGGCUCGUUUUGAUGAUGGUGCUGGAGGUGACAAUGAAGUGCAGAGAACAAUGUUGGAACUGAUCAAUCAGCUGGAUGGUUUUGAUCCUCGAGGCAAUAUUAAAGUGCUGAUGGCCACUAACAGACCUGAUACUUUGGAUCCAGCACUGAUGAGGCCAGGGAGAUUGGAUAGAAAAAUUGAAUUUAGCUUGCCCGAUCUAGAGGGUCGGACCCACAUAUUUAAGAUUCACGCUCGUUCAAUGAGUGUUGAAAGAGAUAUCAGAUUUGAAUUGUUAGCACGACUGUGUCCAAAUAGCACUGGUGCUGAGAUUAGAAGUGUCUGCACAGAGGCUGGUAUGUUUGCCAUCAGAGCACGGCGAAAAAUCGCUACCGAGAAGGAUUUCUUGGAAGCUGUAAAUAAGGUCAUUAAGUCUUAUGCCAAAUUCAGUGCUACUCCUCGUUACAUGACAUACAACUGAACCCUGAAGGCUUUCAAGUGAAAACUUUAAAUUGGAAUCCUAAUCUUAUAUAGACUUGUUAAUAACCACUUCAUAAACAAAUAAAUGGCUUCAAAAUUGUAUGCUUUUUUCCAUAUCUCUUCUUGUAAUAUAAUAAAUGGUGAUCUCUAAUGUUAUUAGGCAGAAAAGCUUGUUAGAAUAUAUUUUGACUGUUUUUUUGACCCACUCCCAUUUAAGGAUUUCACAUCAUACAAAGUGCUUGCUUAGAUGCCUUAUAUCCUAGGCAUAUGCUGGCUGGGUGCUCUACAUAUAAAUUCUCAUUGUAUCUUCCCAUCUGUCCAUUGAGGAAGAUUAUCAAAUGCAUCUUCAUCCAAUGGAUGCAUAAACUUUCCUACUUACUUGUAGUGCCAAAGCUGGGUUUCAAGUCCAAGUUUGUCGGCUCCAUUACCUAUGCUCCUAUUAUCCACUUCUGUCCCGCAUCAAAGUAGCUCACUUAGGCAUAUGACCACAUGUAUUAUGAUAGUUUCCCAUCACCAUAUUGAAUAAUAAAAGCUUUGGCCAAACCUUUUUUAAAGUAGGAGAAACGUUGGAUGUAUAUGUUUUGCAUUGCCAUUUGAUUUCAAAUUAAUCAGGAAGAAUUAGUGAUUUUAAUGACCAGUAAAGUGGUGCAAUAAAGCAGAAAGAAAAAUGUUCAGCCAGAGGUGAAAGACUAGUAAAAAAGAAAAAAAAAAAAUGUGUGUACAUAUGAUCUAAUUUAGAAAGUCUAGAAUUGGCUUCAUACAGAAAAGUGAUUACUUUCAUUUUACAAAUUAGUUUAAAAUUUUGGUAAAGUAUCUAUUAGGCUUCUGGUCUACAGUGAGGUAUUUUAAAAAUAAAGGUUAUAUUAGAAUCCUCAACAGAUCUCUUUAAAAUUAUCUCCUGUGUAACCGCCACCAAAUCCUAUCUUCUACCACAAUUACCCCUUCCCCCAAUGCCAAGACCAAAGCACAAUAAUGAAUAUUUUUAUUGAAGUUCGAUAUUCAUAAAUAAGUUGCAAAAUAGAGUUGGAUACAUUUUUAAUUCAUAAUAGAAAAAGUUGACAACAUAGAAAAUGCUGCUUUGCACUGAAAUACUUAAAAUUAUGAAAGUUUUCAAGUAAAGAAAUUAAAGCCCUUUAUAAAAUCCAACCAACAUUCUUGAUUUUUCAUUUUUAUGAACUUGAUCAGAAUUCAUCUUUUUUAACCCUGCCCUAGUCUUUCUUGAGGAAUUAAAUAGAGCAAACUAUUUUCAGGUUAUGCUUACAAUAAAAUAUACUUAAGAAAAUGACUGAAGAUGUAUGUUUUUGAAUGUUUUGAUUAAAUAAAUGUACGCAUUUAGAACA